AUGAGCCGCUUUGCUGUGAGUGCUAUCGCCCAGAAACUGCACUUCUCCAGUGAGGAGGAGGAGGAGGAGGUGGUCGUGGCUGAGGCCAAGCUGUCUGACUUCCUUCGAGUCCAAGAAGUAGCUACAGUCCCCUCGGCCUCCCGGAGAGCGUGUGUCUCCCCCUUCAGCCGCUUCCCAGUGGGGACCGAAGUGGCUCCUCUGUCCGGCGAAAGGAGGAGAGCACGGGGCGCCAGGAGCCGCCUGCCUGGGAGAAGUGAGUGUCCCGGGACCCCCAUCGACUGUAUGAAUUGGAGGAAGCUGCGGCUCUGUGACACACCUUACACCCCCAAGUUACAAAAAACACCAUCCAGGCUUCAGAUGUGUAUGACCAGGCUAGGACUAGGGAAUCAGGCAGUGAAAGAAAACAGCCUCUUCUCCAAGGCUGGUCAGCUCUCGGCUGCCACCAAAGGUCCCAUCUCCAGGAUUCGCCGGCCGCUGGGGUUUUCUGAUGGCCCUGAGCAUCUCCGGGUCCCUUCGGUGAAUGUAAACCCCUUCACCCCCACGUUGUACCACGAGCUGGGCCUCACCCACAGUGCAAAGAGUCAGAAAUCUGGAAAGAGGAAGAAAAGGAUUGAAGAUCGAGGCAGGAAAGACCUUCCAACUAGAGAUGGUGACAUAACUGAGGAAUUGCUGCAGUCUCAGCAAUUUAACCUCCGAGAGAGCAGCAUGGGCUCCCGUUAUGCCCUGGAGUUUUAUGAGUUGGAGAAGAUUGGCUGUGGCGAGUUUGGGGCUGUCUUCAAAUGUGUGAAGAGACUCGAUGGCUGUCUAUAUGCCAUCAAACGGCUGAAGAGACCUCUGUCUGGGUCUGUCGAUGAGCAGACUGCUCUCCGAGAGGUGUAUGCUCAUGCAGUGCUGGGACAUCAUCCUCAUGUGGUGCGGUACUACUCUGCCUGGGCAGAGGAUGAUCACAUGCUGAUACAGAAUGAGUACUGUAAUGGUGGCAGUCUGGCAGAUGCGUUGCUGGAGAACUUACAAGAAGGAAUCUUACUUGCCGAGGGGGAGCUGAAGGAGAUUCUACUGCAGGUGUCGAUGGGACUGAAGUAUAUUCACAGCUCCAGCUUGGUCCAUAUGGAUGUCAAACCAAGUAACAUCUUCAUCUGUCGGAGAGUGACCCCUGAUGGGACGGCAUGUAUGGAAGAUGAUAGUGACGCUGAUGAAGAGGGAGCCUUGGUCACCAAUGUACUGUACAAAAUCGGUGACCUUGGCCACGUGACGUCAAUCAGCAAUCCACAGGUAGAGGAAGGAGAUAGCCGUUUCCUGGCAAAUGAGGUUUUGCAAGAGGACUAUUCGAAUUUGCCAAAAGCUGAUAUCUUCGCUUUGGGUCUCACCAUGGCAUUAGCAGCAGGAGCAGAGGAACUGCCUUCGAAUGACAUGGCCUGGCAUUACAUCAGGAAGGGCAACCUUCCCACAAUUCCUCAGCAACUGUCACAUGACUUUCUCAGCCUAUUGAAACUUAUGAUUCACCCAGAUCCUACAGAGAGACCAUCUUCCGCUGGACUGACCAGACAUCCUGUCCUUCGUCGGAAUUCUAGGAAGCUGGCCUCUCAGCUCCGGAAAGAGCUCAAUGUGGAGCGAUUCAGGACAGCUAUGUUGGAGAGGGAGCUGAUGAAGGCCAGACUCUCUCAGGGCUUCUCACAGGCUGACCCUAAAUCCCUGCACCCAGUCAAGAAAUCGGUCCUUCCAGAGAACAGGAGCCAAAGACUUGUGGGGGCUCGAAGUAGCCGCUCCAUUAGCUUCAAUUGUGUUGGAUACUGAGGGCUACACAAGUGGAGAUAGGAGACCAGAGAAACUAGUUGAGUGGCUGUGCC
Molecule: messenger RNA, 1847 nt
Organism: Stegostoma tigrinum
Lineage: Eukaryota; Metazoa; Chordata; Chondrichthyes; Orectolobiformes; Stegostomatidae
Product: wee1-like protein kinase 2-A
Exons: 12
Coding region: 1-1794 (597 amino acids)
Biological process (GO): regulation of meiosis I; mitotic cell cycle; protein phosphorylation
Cellular component (GO): nucleus
Molecular function (GO): ATP binding; magnesium ion binding; non-membrane spanning protein tyrosine kinase activity
Source: RefSeq, a predicted model, not a curated record